This is a messenger RNA of Elgaria multicarinata webbii, 8706 nucleotides long. RefSeq names its product vascular endothelial growth factor receptor kdr-like. The record is from RefSeq and is a predicted model, not a curated record. The coding region runs from base 475 to 4485 and encodes 1336 amino acids. The transcript has 30 exons. Gene Ontology annotation, molecular function: ATP binding; vascular endothelial growth factor receptor activity; growth factor binding. Gene Ontology annotation, cellular component: plasma membrane; signaling receptor complex. Gene Ontology annotation, biological process: positive regulation of kinase activity; vascular endothelial growth factor receptor signaling pathway; multicellular organism development. Lineage: Eukaryota; Metazoa; Chordata; Lepidosauria; Squamata; Anguidae.
GCAGCACCUGCAACCUCCCCGGGUCACCAGGAGGAGCUCAGGAAAAGCUGCGGCUGAACCAACCCGGGGAGGUCUGCAACUCCCAAAGAGCAGCAGCCUGCUGGGGUUUUCUGCAAACUUUUCUUCUUGUUGUUGUUCUUUUUCGCCUUCUUUUUCAUUUUAUUUUUAAACCCCGCCGCUGCUGAGGUCUGUUCUUGCUCUAUCAAAUUCAACACCUCCUCCCCCACCCCAAAUUAAAACCCUCUAGAUAAGAAAGGGAUUCGAAGGCAGCCACCGAAGGAGAAGAAGCCAACUUCGCAUCACAAGGAGACCAAGAGAAAGAAAGAGAGAAACUUUUCCCCGGCACUGAGCUGAGCCACAAGUUGCGAGGAAGCCCUGGACUCCUCCUGUCUGCCUCUCCGCCCCGGCCAGCGAGCCUAGCAGCCUGUCUGUUGCCCAAGAGGCCAUCCUUUGCUAGUACAGCUUCUUUUGGGCAUGCUGGCGAAGGACAUGCCUGGGCUGCCCCAGAACAUGAGACCAAGCCUCAGGACCGCCUUGGCUAUUUCCCUCCUGCACGGAUUGCUGUGGCUGCAAGGUCUUGCGAAAGAAGUGAGACUGAUGAAACCAGAACUGAACUUUCCUGGAGACGAUAUUAUAGUCAACGCUGGAGACAGCUUCACCAUCACUUGCAGGGGAUCACAUGAUUUGACAUGGCUCCAGGAAAAUGACCGAUCCACAGAUGUCAAGCGGUGGCAUGUAAACAAACAGAAGUGUCCAGACAGGCCAUGGCAGACCUGCGCCAAUCUUGUGGUCAACCAAGCGGUCACCAACGACACAGGAUACUUCACGUGCCUUUACGAGCACCUCCCUUUGAACGAAGAACUGAAGGCCAAAUUAUACGUGUUCAUCAGAGAUGACAUGAAGCCUUUUGUGGAGCUGCACUCCAACCGCCCUCAAGUGAUCUACAUACACAAUGCUACAGAUGUGAUCAUUGUCCCUUGCCGGGUCUCCUCGCCGGAGAUCAAACCACAGCUGCUGCUGUAUUCUCAAAGCACAUUCAGCUAUGAGAGGAAGGAUUGGGACCCCAGGAGAGGAUUUCUCAUCACUUCGCCCUCUUUCGAGUUCUUCAGUACCAUGCUCAGGUGUGUUGCUACAGUCAAAGGGGAAGAGUACACGUCCUUUUACUUACCGCAGAAAGUGGAGAGGAAGGUGCAGAACCUGACUUUGAGAGCAACUCCAGAAAAACUGCUGGUUGGAGAACCCCUUCACCUGGAAUGCCGAGCUGAAACAUUCGCCAAUGGACGGAUUGUAUUUGCGUGGGAAUUUCCUGGAAGUAAACAAUAUAUCCCCGAGAAAAGUUUGAAAAUGUCUAAUGACGGAGACACCUUGAAAGGCUCCAGUAAUAUUACCAUCCCAGAAGUUACGAUGGAAGACAAAGGGUUAUAUGUUUGCAAAGUGGUCAAUGCAUCCAAAGAUCUGAAGCGGAAUGUCACAGUCACUGUAUACAAGAAAGCUUUCCUCAGGGUUUCCUAUAAGAAAAAAUCUCCUUACGAGGUUCUAGAAGGCCAGAAGAUGUUGAAACUGUCUUGGAAGGUUGAUGCUUUCCCCCGCCCAGAUGUGAACUGGUACAAGAAUGGCAAGCUGAUCACUUCAAACAGUGAAUGCUACAAAACAGAUCCAGUGAGGUACAAGCUACUCAUAACGGACGUGAGAGCAGUGCAUGCUGGGAAUUACACUAUAGAACUGAAGAACACUAAGCAUGAUCUCCAUCAAAACCACACCAUCCCAUUGGUAGUGUUAGUGAAGCCCAAAAUUUAUGAAAAGGAGAUAGAUUUUUACAAGACUGAACAGGUCAGAAAAGGAGGAGAGCACAGCCUCCAGUGCACGGCCAGCGGGACGCCUCUUCCCACCAUACACUGGGAAUGGGAGCCAUGCAGCCACGCAGACAAUGAAUGCAAACAACGUGGAAGAAAAAUCAAAGUGGAGGAAACCAUUGGACGUGAAACCAGAUAUCUAGCCAAUAAGAUCAAGAAUAUUGAGAAUAGGAACAUCAUUCAUGACAAUAUGUUAAAGGUCAUAAGCACCCUGGCAACCACAGCUAGCAACGUCUCGGGAGUCUAUUUCUGUGUGGCUUCCAACAAGGUUGGCACAGAAGAACGACAGCUCAAUUUCUAUGUCUCAGAAGUGCCAUCUGACCUGCAGACGGCUCCACAAGUCACAGCCAUUGUAGCAAGCAACGUUCAAAUGAUCUGCAAGUCCACCAAGUACGUCUACACUCAUCUCUCUUGGUACGACCCCACCUUGCGAGAAAUCCCUGACGCCUUCACACGGAGGAAUGUGGACAACUAUUCCAUCUCCUUGACGCUGGACAUUAAGAACGUCUCGCAGGUCCAUGCUGGGUUAUACCGAUGCAGAGCUCGGAGGCAUCCGAACAGCACUGAGGGGCUGGAGAAAAGUACCAUGCUUAGCAUCAAAGUUAAGAUGGUACCUUACAUUAUGGAGAACUUUACGGACUCAGAAGUAAAUAUCAGUGGGAAAAUUGUUCUGGAGUGCAAAGUAAAUGGGACACCCAAACCUGUUAUUGCUUGGCUGAAAAAUGGCUAUCCGAUUGCUGCUGCUUCAGGGAUUUCCAUGGAAAACAACACCCUGGUGAUUGAGCGAGUAAAAAAGGAUGAUGAAGGACAUUACAAAUGCAAGGCGGUGAAUGAAAUGGGCCAGGACAGCACCCAGGCAUUUAUCAAAAUAAAAGGCUCUGAGGAAAAGUCCAACAUCGAAGUUAUCAUUUUGGUUUGCACUGGUUUAGCAGCCACACUCUUCUGGCUUCUCCUGACCCUCUUCAUCCGGAAACUGAGGAAGCCAGAUGCCACAGAUAUUAAAACAGGAUACUUGUCAAUCAUAAUGGAUCCCGAAGAGAUGCCCCUUGAUGAACAAUGUGACCGGCUCCCGUACGACAGCAGCAAAUGGGAAUUCCCACGGGAUCGGCUGCGGCUGGGUAAAACUCUGGGUCAUGGUGCUUUUGGGAAAGUGGUGGAGGCAUCUGCUUUUGGCAUAGAUAAAUCUUCAACCUGCAAAACAGUUGCUGUUAAAAUGCUUAAAGCAGAGUGCGCAACGACCAAUGAGUGCAAGGCUCUGAUGUCUGAACUAAAGAUCCUCAUCCAUAUUGGGCACCAUCUGAACGUCGUCAACUUACUGGGAGCUUGUACCAAGCCAGGAGGGCCUUUGAUGGUAGUGGUAGAAUACUGCAAGUAUGGAAAUCUGUCCAAUUACCUAAGGGGGAAAAGAGGAGACUUCAUUGCAUGCAAGCCACAGGAAAAUUUGGACCCUGCAGAGAAAGGGCUGGAGGAAUCCAUCAGUGAUUUAACAGAGCUGAUCAAACGUCGCCUUGAAAGCGUGGCCAGCACAGGAAGCUCUGCUAGCUCAGGAUUCAUUGAAGACAAGAGUUACACGGACUCGGAAGAGGAAGAGGAAGACGCUGAAGACCUCUAUAAGCGAUCGCUCACCUUGGAGGACUUGAUUUGCUAUAGCUUCCAGGUGGCCAAAGGCAUGGAGUUCUUGGCCUCAAGAAAAUGCAUUCAUAGGGAUUUGGCAGCCAGGAAUAUUCUGCUGUCUGAAAACAAUGUGGUGAAGAUCUGUGACUUUGGAUUAGCAAGGGACAUUUACAAAGAUCCUGACUAUGUGCGCAAAGGCGACGCUAGGCUUCCACUUAAAUGGAUGGCUCCAGAAGCUAUUUUUGACAAAAUUUAUACAACCCAGAGUGAUGUUUGGUCUUUUGGUGUGUUGCUGUGGGAAAUAUUUUCUCUAGGGGCCUCUCCGUACCCGGGGGUGCAUAUUGAUGAGGACUUCUGCCGGCGUCUCAAGGAAGGAACACGGAUGAGAGCACCUGAAUAUUCAACUCCGGAAAUCUACCAGACCAUGCUGGAUUGCUGGCACGGCGUUCCGACAGAGAGACCUACCUUCACUGAACUUGUGGAGCGUUUAGGAGACCUGCUCCAGGCGAAUGUACAACAGGAUGGGAAAGACUACAUCCCACUGAACAUUACAUUAUGCCCAGAUGGAGAGUCCAUCCCCAAAAUCUGCAUCUCGGAAGACAAUUUAAGCAACUUUAUUCAUCGCUGGAGUGCAGUGGAAGCAAGCAUUAAUGCCAAGAAUCGGCCACUCAGUGUGAAGACCUUUGAUGAGGUGCCAGUGGAGAAAAGGAUGCAGGAGGAAAGUGAGUCAGAUAGUGGGAUGGUGCUGACUUUGGAUGAAAUCAAGAGCCGGAAGAGGCUGGAAAUCCGUUCCUGGCCUUACGGGAUUAUGGCUCUCGCGAGAAAAGCCAUCAGCAAGAGCAAAGAGUCCGUGUUGUCAGAGAACGAACGUGAGUCUGUGAAGUACCGCUCAGCAGCCCAGGUGGAGGCAGACCCUCUGGAAGAGUCUGUCCUUCUGCCCAUGGAUGCCAGCCUGGAAUGCCACAGCCCGCCUCCUGACUACAACUCCGUGAUCCAGUACUCCGCUCCUCCAGUGUAACUGGCCCAGAGAUGACCCGCCUGAGUUUGCAUCUCCGACCACGCAGUAUUGUCAUCAGGCUUCCAUUUGUACAGCCUGCUUAAAAGAACUAGUGUUAAACGAGAGCAUAAGUCCCACAGGUGCCCUGGCCCAGCCGUCUUUGAUGUCUAAUCCCCGAUGCAAAUGGACAUCCUUUUAAGAGCAGCUAUCUGAAGGGUAUAUUUCCGCCUUUGUGGCUUUUCUAACCUUCUACACAGCAGGUUUAUUUUUUUAAAAAAAAAAAUCUGCAGUUGCACACGUCACAUCUUCAUUCCAUAGCUUUGCGACAAAUGCAAUAUCGUCCUCAUAUGUGGCUCAGAAAUAACUCCCACAGGAAAUUCAGUUCUAAGGAUAGGGGUUUAUUUUUCAGGGAUUACUGCCCUCAUAGUUUUGGGUGUGGUUGUUUUUUUUACCCAUUUCUUCUUCUUCCUUUUUUUUACUUGCCAUGAUCACUGAAAAACAAAUUGCUUGCAGUGCUGGAUUUAUACCUGCCCGAUCGUACGUACAACCAAUAUUGGAUUGCAGUUCAUACCCAUCCAGAAUUGACUUGCGCUGCAAAGCGAGGCCGGCAGUGAAUGCACAUUGACAAUCAAGACGUUGAUAAGGAAAUGACAGUGUAGCGAUGUUAGGUAGAUGCCAGUGAUACUGGGGCAGGGGGCUUAGAAAAGAUCCCUUGGGGCGUUGUGCUGGGCUAGGACAUUUCGAAGGCAAACCUAAGAUCCCAUGAAACUGUGAAUCAAAAAGCCUCCUAACUGGGGAUUGGAAAGAAUGGACAGUUGGAUUUUGUUCGGGCUUCUGAGAUUACAGUCCCCCGAAAUGAAUAUCCUGUCUUAAGGAGCAACAGGAAUAUUCCUUCUAACAUCCAGUGAGCCUUAAUUAACCAUGUAGAAAUGUAUGUAUGUGUUUGUUGCUGCUUAAGGAAACAAUACAUUGACAACAGAACAGGUUAGCUGUAGAAGAACUUAGCUUGCAAACAAUAAUUUAUCCAUAAGAUCAGUGAAAAUUGUGUCUAAUGCACUCCUGCUUUAGUGCUCUAAGAUGGUUCGGAUGUGAAUUCAUUUUGAUUGUGUGCCUUACUUUUUAACAUGUGAAAAUGGGUAUGUGUGGAAAACCUGGCUUCUGAAAGCUAGCUCCCCAAGAAGAGGGUGCAUUAAAAGCUACAAGUACUAAAGAAAAUUGGAGAGAUUUGUACUGUGCUAAUCAGCCAUUUCCCUGAAAACCCAGCGCCGGUUAUAGUGCAUGGCUAAAAAAUUAAAAGGAUGUAGCAAAGGGAGUGAGGUGGGGGAGGGGGUUGACAACCUUUGAAGUCCCCUUAAUAGUGGUUUGAUCUACAGCAAGGAGCAGUUCACUUGAGGGAAUGUGUGUAUUUUCUCCCUGCUGUGAAAUGCGCCCUAACCUUUUUGCUCAAAAAGUCCCAAUCCUGGAGCCAAAUCUCUGACGAACACAACAUUCUCUCUCAGCUUGAAGUUCUGCAGAGGACUAUUAAGCUAUACCAAUAGGACUGUAGCCUGGAACACCUCAGGCAUCCAGAAGCAGCCGCUGGUGUAGCACCAGUGUGUGUGUGUGUGUGUGUGUGUGUGUGUUAGGUUCUUACCAUUUAGCAGUUCGUUUGAAAAAGUAAGAAGGAGAAAUCAAAGAUACCUUGGAGCAGGAGAAUUGGAUAUUCCCAGCAGAUGACCUCUGCCCCCAACCUUCUGAAAAGUAUGAGCUGCCUCCUUUUGCCCAGGAAGGCCAGCUUCCUGUAGUGCCCCGGUAUGUCAGUGAGCACGCAAAGGAUCUGAACUGUUCCUAACAGUGUCUUGUGAUGGAAUCUCUUUCAGAGCCAGAUCAAAACCCUGGAGAGGUCUUCAUGGGCAUUUUCUCCUGAUAUGAAAUUGGGGCUUUGGGGGAAUUGUGCAGUAUCCCAUUUCCCAAAAUCAUAGACCCAGUGCCAAGCAUUUUUGCAUGGCUGCGUCUGGCUUGGCUUCACAGAUAGAUCUCCUUUUUGGUUUCGUCUUCUGCUGUUCUAACCAGCCUGAAAAUGGGCAUGUAUUACUUGUGUUUUAUUUACUAAUAUUCUUUGUGACCUUACUCCCCCCAUCCUUAAUUUAAUUAUUGUGUUUUCUGUUGAUAUAUAAAAUCCAGCCCUUUUGGCUGCAAACCUAUACAUACUUACAUGGGAGUAAGUCCCACUGAGCUCACUGGGGCUUAAUUCUGAGUAGACAUAUAUAGGAUUGCACUGUUCAAGUUUCAUUGAUUCUGCUGGGAGAGGUAAGCACUUCCAUAACCUCUCCCCUAUGAGAUUUCGAACAUGCCCGACUUUGGCUGGUUUAUGCUCAUAGUGUUUACUUAGUAGAAGCCAUUCAUUACAGAUGUGCAUUUAUAUGGCAAUGUUUAUAAUGCUUUUUAAGUACAAAAGAGCAGGAAUAACCCUGACGCAAGAGCGUUCAGUGUCUUAACUUAAGAUGUCACUCAGGCUUGCAGGCCAGGCUCCAGUUUACAAGAACCCCCCCUUCCAAUUCCAUUUGUAGUCCUGCUUUAGCCAAACUUUAGCCAAACUUUUGGGUGUUCCUUGCAUGCUUUCUUUUAAUGCUACUUGGGCUUCUUUUACAAAACAGGGAGCCAUAUGAAUCUUACAAGGGAAAGGUCAAAGGACGAGAAAGGCAUCGCUGCCUUUGUUUCCGCUUCAGGCUGAUCUCAAUUGCUGGACAAACGAGGAACUAGUUGCUCAAUGAAGUAUAUUAUGGGUUGUUGUUUUUAAUGCUACUCAGGGAAUUUUUUGCGACUUCAGAGGGCACUCCGCUACCUGCCUUUGUGACCUGAUUAAUCUCAAAUAUUAAUCAGUCCAGAUUUGUCUCUGUUUCAAAUGAUAUUUCUCUCUCUUUUUUUUCUUUUUGCCCUUUAUCAAUUCUAUAUUACCAGCAUCAAAGAGCAUCUCCGUUUUCUGCCUGUUCUCUCCCUUCAUGACAUAUGCAAACAUUUCAGAAAAGGUGUUUGUUCAUAUCCAUAACCCACUCAUAUAUCAGCCAUUUAUUUCAAAAAUGUAUUCUGUGUCCUGAUGUAAUUACAUAUCUGUAUUCUCCACCUCUGUGAAGGUGAAACAAAAGCACCAGUUGCCUUAUUUCUGCUGAGAUGUGUCUCGUUAUCAAGGGAAAUUCUUCACAUGCUUCCUAAAAAGCUUCUGAAUCUGACUCACUCAAGAGAGACCUACCCAAGGAAGAUAUUGGAGGAGGUAGUCCUGAGCAGAUUUUUAGGAAAUUUAGAAGCAAGGGAGGCAUUUCCCCCUAUAAAGAGACAUAUCUCGAAAUGUAUCAGGAACAAUAUAUUGGUUCAGUUGUCUUUUUUGUCUUGGUUUUUGUCUUUACAGUUGUGUUGUUAUUUUAAUCCUCGUUGUGUAAGGGCUUGGCCUUCAUGAAAGCUUCACGUUCUUGGGAAAGGAACAUUAGAGCAUGCCAUUACACUAGACAUGCCAGCCUGAGGUCACUUUGGUUGCUGCACUGUGCCCCAGCAUCUCAUGGGUCUGCACUAGUCUUAUGUUACAGCGAUCCAAUGGGAUGGUGGGUGGGUAGGCCUUGGUGAAAGGAAGACUGUUGGGAUAAUACACUGAGCAGAAGAUCCCAGGCUCAUCUACGCCAAGCAGGAUAUUCCACAAUGAAAGCGGUAUAUAAAAGGCAGGAGCCACACUACUGCUUUAUAGCAGUAUUGAAGCACACUGCAGGAUUUACACUACUGCUUUAUAGUGGAACUAAAGUGCACUGACAACAGCUGAGGCCGAUGACACAUCUACACCAAGCAGGAUAUAACACUAUGAAAGCGGUAUGUGUCAUGGGUCCCAACAGUUGUCAGCGCACUUCAAUACCAUUAUAAAGCAGUAGUGUGGCUCCUGCCUUUUAUAUACCACUUUCAUAGUGGAAUAUUCUGCUUGGUGUAGACGAGCCCCCCGUAGACUUCUCUUUUCAUCUGUGUAUUUGAGUUAUUAUUGCCAUUAACAAAAGCAUGUAAGCCCAAUAACUAGGUGGUUAGGAGGAGGAGGAGGAGGAGGAGGAGGAGGAGAAGAAGAAGAAGAAGCAAAUGACCCAUUCUACUUCAAUGGAUUGGAAUCUAUGAUGAGACUGGUCCCUGUCUGUCUGAAGAAUGUAUGCACUGAAAAACCUGCUCUUUAUGUAGUCAAAAAUGUAUUCUAAUUAUUAACCAAAACAUAAAUUAAAAAGGAUUCUAUAUUUA